This is a messenger RNA of Miscanthus lutarioriparius, 1560 nucleotides long. Lineage: Eukaryota; Viridiplantae; Streptophyta; Magnoliopsida; Poales; Poaceae. The record is from the annotation of a GenBank genome assembly.
AUGCUGACCUGCGGCCGCUUUAUCUCUUCCUCCUCCGCUGCUACCAGCACCGCAUCCUUCUCCCCGUUUCGGACUCUCACCCGCUCUCUCCUUCGCCGCCCCGCUCCCCGCCUCCUCUCCUCUGCCUCCGCCGCCGCCGCCACCGCCGUCGAACCCGACACCAAAGGCGGCGGUGGCGCGGGAGGCGGUGCCGGUGUGGUGAGGCCGCAGUGGAAGGCGGCGAUUGAUUUCAAAUGGAUCCGGGAUAACCGGGACGCCGUCGCCGACAACAUCCGGAGCCGGAACUCCACCGCCAAUCUGGACCUCAUCCUCGAGCUUUACGACCAGUACCUCGCACUGCAAAAGGAGGUUGAACGGCUCCGAGCUGAAAGAAAUGCAGUUGCUAACAAGAUAAAAGGGAAACUAGACCCAUCUGUACGCCAAGCCCUUGUUGAAGAAGGUAAGAACCUGAAAGAUGGGCUUAUAGCACUUGAGGAGGAUCUUGUUCAGCUGACAGAUAAGCUUCAACUUGAAGCUCAAAGUAUUCCUAACACUACCCAUCCAGAUGUUCCUGUUGGGGGUGAGGAAAGCUCUGUCCUCAGGAAAGAGGUAGGCAGUCAGAGGAGCUUCACUUUUGCAAUCAAAGAUCAUCUUCAGCUGGGGAAGGAACUUGAUUUGUUUGACUUUGAUGCAGCAGCCGAGGUCAGUGGUUCGAAGUUCUACUACUUAAAGAAUGAAGCUGUUUUGCUGGAGAUGGCCCUAGUAAAUUUGGCUAUUUCAGAGGUCUCCAAGAAGGGUUUCACACCACUUAUAACUCCAGAGAUUGUAAGAUCAUCUGUUGUUGAGAAAUGUGGCUUCCAGCCAAGGGCUCAAAAUACUCAGGUCUACUCAAUUGAGGACAGUGAUCAGUGUCUCAUAGGCACUGCUGAAAUUCCUGUUGGAGGCAUCCACAUGGACUCAAUACUUGCCGAAUCUGCUUUGCCUUUAAAAUAUGUAGCAUAUUCACACUGUUUUCGUACAGAAGCUGGUGCAGCAGGUGCUGCCACUAGGGGCCUCUAUCGGGUACAUCAAUUUAGCAAGGUUGAGAUGUUCAUAUUCUGUCGACCAGAGGAAAGUGACAAAUUGCAUGAAGAACUUAUUACAAUUGAAGAGGAUCUUUAUGCAUCACUCGGACUUCAUUUCAAAACUCUGGAUAUGGCAACUGGGGAUCUGGGUGCACCAGCCUACCGAAAAUUUGACAUCGAGGCGUGGAUGCCAGGCCUAGAGCGAUACGGUGAGAUCUCCAGUGCGUCCAAUUGUACCGACUACCAAAGUAGGCGACUUGGCAUCCGUUACCGUCCAUCACCCUCAGAGCCUCCAUCAACGAACACCAAGAAAGGGAAGGGAGCUGGCUCAGGCCCUACGCAGUUUGUCCACACACUCAACGCAACAGCAGUAGCAGUGCCUCGUCUGAUAGUAUGCAUUCUAGAGAAUUUUCAGCAGGAUGAUGGGUCGAUUGUGGUUCCAGAGCCGCUAAGACCCUAUAUGGGUGGAGUUGAGGUGCUCUCCCCAAAAUUCAAGUCUACAGUCACCCACGGUUGA